CCAAGCUCAACCAGAAGGCAGGAACUGGUUGCGCAGAGCCCCUGUCCGAGCCCCUGGGAGAGUCAGCCUGGGAAACUUCCCAGGUUGCGCCAUCUCUGGUCUUCGGUGAACUCCCGGCUCUUCCCGGAACGGAGCGGCCGACGGAGGCAGGCAUCCGCUGUUCCGCGCAGAGGCAACUUUUGCUUUCAGUUUCUGAUCCUGAAACAAAAGGCCCACCGAGCAAACCAGUCGGGCGAAUAACGGGAGAGCGGCGCCGUUAGAGGGAGACCCUUGAGAGAGCCGCUGCCCACGCCAGUUUCUGCUGCGGGGAAGUAGGACUUCGCCUGGGGCUUACCCAACCCUUGGGUGGCUUGCGGUUGUGAGACGGGCGGGAACGGAUUGCUUUGGACCCCGGAGAUACGGGCUGGGAACUGCCACGCUGUGCUUUGAGACUGGUGCCUGCCUCCCGCGAGGGUUCUAGAUCCGGAAACUGAAGCCAGUUUGAGCACAACAGUUCUUUCAGGCUGUGAGCAAUGGCAUCCGAAAUCCACAUGCCGGCUCCCAUCUGCUUGAUCGAGAACAGGCACAGGAAACUCGUUGUCUGUGAAGAGGCCCUUCAGGUGCUCUCCAAAAUUCGCCAGCCGGUGGUGGUGGUUGCCGUUGUGGGACUCUACCGAACGGGCAAAUCCUACCUCAUGAACAAAUUAGCUGGCAAAAACUCAGGUUUUCCACUGGGUUCUACAGUGCAGUCCAAGACCAAGGGAAUCUGGAUGUGGUGUGUUCCCUACCCUGACAGGCCUGGUCAUACCCUUGUGCUUCUGGAUACUGAAGGAUUAGGUGAUGUGGAAAAGGGUGAUACUCAAAACGAUACCUGGAUCUUUGCUUUGGCUGUGCUCCUCAGCAGUACUCUGGUCUACAACAGUUUCGGUGCCAUUGACCAGCAGGCUAUGGAUCAGCUUCACUAUGUGACAGAGCUCACUGAGAGCAUCAAAGCAAAAUCUUCACAUGGGGACAAUACUGGCAGAUUGGAAGACUCUGCUGAGUUUGUUCGCUUCUUCCCAACUUUUGUCUGGGCCUUGAGGGAUUUCACAUUGCAGCUGGAGAUGAAUGGGCACUCCAUCACGGAGGAUGAGUAUCUGGAAAAUGCCUUGAGACUGCAGAAAGGUGAUUCCUAUGAGAUUCAGCUGUUCAACCUGCCUCGCAAAUGCAUCCGAUUCUUCUUCCCCACCCGCAAAUGCUUCAUCUUUGACCGGCCCACUAAUAGGAAGAACCUGCCUCAUCUGGAGUCAAUGAAGGAGAGCGAGUUGGAGCCCGACUUUGUGGAACAAGCCACCCAGUUCUGCCGUUACAUUUACUGGACAUCCAAGGAAAAGACCAUCCCAGGCGGGCACAUUGUCACUGGCCACUUGCUGGCAAGCCUAGCAAAGACCUAUGUGGACACCAUCCACAGUGGGGAAGUGCCUUGCAUGGAGAAUGCAGUGCUAAGUCUGGCUAAGGUUGAGAACCAGGCUGCUUUAGAUGAUGCUACUGCCCGCUAUGUGGAGCUGAUGGAGCAAAAGGUGAAGCUGCCUACAGAAACAAUACAGGAGCUGCUGGGGGUUCAUGCUGACUGUGAGAAGGAGGCCUUGCAGGUGUUCAUGGCUCGUGCCUUCAAGGAUGAUGAACGAAAAUUUCAGGCUGAACUCAUGAAAACUCUGGACCAGAAGAAGGAGGAGUACUGCCAAAAGAAUGAGCAGGAAUCUUCAAAACUCUGUUGGGCUGCCCUGAUGUCAGUGUCUGGGGAGCUGGAGGACAACAUUAAGAAUGGAAUUUACUCCCAGCCUGGUGGACACAAGCAAUUUGUGGGUGACCUGAAGAAAAUGGAAGAGAGAUACCACCAAAAACCUAAAAAAGGAAUAAUGGCAGAGGCAGUCUUACAGCAGUUCCUUAAGGAGAAGGAGAAUGUCAGCAGAGCCAUACUUCUAAGUGACAAAGCCCUCUCAGAGAAAGAGAAGGAAAUGGCAGAGGCAAAGGCAAAGCAUGAAGCAGCAGAGCGAGACCGAGAGAUCCAGAAGCAGAAGCAGGCUGAGCUGGAACAGAAGCUGGAGGAUCAGAAUCGGAGCUAUGAGAUGAAUCUUCAGCAGCUGAAGGAGAAGAUGGAGAAAGAAAGGGAAGGUCUACUGGAAGAGCAGCAGAAGAUGAUGGAUAGUAAACUCAAGGAGCAAGAGGCUAUGAUGAAGGAGGGAUUCCAGAAGGAAGCCAAUCGAUUGAAUGGGGAGAUUAACCAGCUGAGAAAUCAGAGCCAAAACAUCAAGAAGCCAUCUUGGAUGGCCACUGUGUUAGGUGGCCUGGUAGAUGCUGCCACGUUUGUAUUGCCUAGUGCAGUCAGCAAAGUCGCUGGGUCAAUACUUUCUAACAUCAUCAGGCGCUGGUAACCAAGCGGGAAAAGGGUCUCAUUUGGCACCCUCCCUUUUUCCUGUCCUGGCAGUGAUCACAAUGCAUGUUUGUGUGUUCAACAACACAUGUUUUGAGGCAGGAAACUUGAGUCGAGCAACUUACCAAAACAAACAGGUCCUGUGCACUGGAGAACAGUCUGUAUAAGAGAACAAUAUUGUGCUUUUGGAAUUUGUUACCUGAUGCUAUACAGUCAUUUCACACAUUACACAGAAGCACACCUAUAUCUGGAACUGCACACUCAUCUGGGAGCUGCAUCCAAUUGCAGCUCCUUGAGGAAUGUAUCUCUAUGACACACAGCUUUGCAAAUGUGUUCAUUGCAUUCAUGUGGAAAUUAAUGUUAUGUGCAUACCUAAAAAUGUAAUAUGUGAAGCUGGUCUUGGACUACUUGGGUGUAUUUGCUUGAUACAAUAAAGCAAGAAUAGCCAACAUGAUAUCCUCCAAUUGUUGUUGGACCAACUCCCAUGAGCCUCAGCGAGCAUGGUCAGUGAUCAGAGAUGAUGGGAGUCAUAGUCCAGCAUCAUCUAGAGGGCACCACACUGGUCAUCCCUGUAAUAAAGCCAAAUCAGAGGUGAGAUAUCUCAUCUACCACUAUUACAGGCUUCACCCGAAAAGUAUAAGCGGUCACAGGCUCAACCUUAGGUAGACAGAAAGUAAAAGCAACAGAGUGAAAUAAAGAAGAAAAGAGAAAGAAUGAAGACCAGAAAGAGAGGCUUCUGUUGCUUGGCUGUUGCAGCCUACAUGACCAGGCUGUUGUUUCUCAGAUGUAGCAACCUUGUAUAUUCCACACACCAUAGCUCAAAGUACAUCUCCUUUAGCCAGUAUCUUUCAACACACUUGCUUUUUUUCCUGUACAGUGGGGUUAGUCAAUGUGGUGCCCUCCAGGUAUUGUUGGACUACUCCAAUCACACCUGACCACUGGCCAUACCGGCUGGGGCUGAUAAGAGCUGGAGUUCAAGAUGAGCCCUGUUGGAUCGGACUAAAGGCCCAUCAAGUCCAGCAUCUAGUUCCAGCAGUAGCAACCACAAGCAGAACAUGACCACAGCAGCAUGUUCCUCAUGGGCCCCAAUAAUUGAUUUUUCAGGGGCAUACUGCCUCUGACAGUGGAGGUGCUACAACAGCUGGAGGCCAACACACUGGUUACCACUGAUCUAUAGUGUUUUUCUUCACAACGUUUUCUCAAGCAGUGUUAUUUGCAGCCAGAAUUAGGGUCCUGAGGGCAGUGGUGCUCAUUGCUGCAUUAUGGUGUUGUAGCAUUAUAAUCUGAGCUCAGGAAAUUCUGCUCUCUUAAAAAAAAGUAUACUUUUCAGCACAGUAACACUCUCUUAAUAUAGUUUCUCGGGCAGAGCAGAUGCGGAAGCUCUUACAAACUUGAAAGAAACUUAGGCUGCUCCUGGGCGAAGCGUAAUGGCACUCCUGGCACCUACAAAACAUGGAUCAGUUCCCAUGCAGAUUGCUGCUAAUCCAGAUGGUGGAUUUGGGAACCAGGACCUGCAUGCAUGGCUCAGACACAGUUUGAUCAUAGCACAUAAGCUGCUGUACUGUGUAGUACCUUUUCCUUGAUACGUCUUGGGGAGGGAGAAGUCUAGAAGCUCUACCAAGAAACCAAGCAAGACAGCAGAUAUUUAGUAUGGCUUAGGAGUGCCUGUCUGAUUUUACCUUUUUUAAACCACAACCUAAUAUAUCUAAUAUAUCUGUAUAUCUAUAAUCAUCAGUUACAAACAAAUUAAACCAGAACGGUCGCUAGAAGCUAAAAUGAUGAAACUGAGGUUAUCACACUUUGGACACAUCAUGAGCAGAUAGGAUUCACUAGAAAAGAUAAUAAUGCUGGGAAAAACAAGGGAGGAGAAAAAGAGGAAGACCAAACAAGAGAUGGAUUGAUUCCAUAAAGGAAGCCACAGACCUGAACUUACAAGAUCUGAACAGGGUGGUUUAUAACAGAUGCUCUUGGAAGUCGCUGAUUCAUAGGGUCGCCAUAAGUCGUAGUUGACUUGAAGGCACAUAACAGCAAUCGUCUAUUUCAUUUAGAUGUAUAUUUGGACACAUGCACUGUUUAUAUUAAAAGUAUGUCAGGAUUGAUGGUUUAUUUGUAUUAAUGUGAGCUGAUGCUUUUUUCUUAAUUUGCAAUAAAUUAACCAAGCAAAAAAGCUUUUCAGAAGAAACCCUACUUGCCUGAAUGAGAGGCAAGAAGGUCUUCCAAGAUGGCAUUGAAGAUGCACGUUGUGGGCAAACUUCCUCGAAUGAUCAUUCUUAAGAUGGCACCAUCUUUGUUAAGGGUAACCCCUCUAGGAAACCUGUUAGAUAUGUGCAUUUCUGUUGCCAAUGUAGAACCUGCACGUACCGCUGCUGGAAGAAGAAAAGACUAGUGAGCAAACAAGGAACAGCGAUAUCUGUCAGCAGAGCACAACUAGUGCCUCAUGACACGCAGAGCUUGGAAAAGUUACUUUUUUGAACUACAUCUCCCAUCAGC
Messenger RNA from Rhineura floridana, 4882 nucleotides. Its product is annotated as guanylate-binding protein 1-like. The transcript has 12 exons. The record is from RefSeq and is a predicted model, not a curated record. NCBI's taxonomy places the organism in Eukaryota, Metazoa, Chordata, Lepidosauria, Squamata, Rhineuridae. Gene Ontology annotation, molecular function: GTP binding; GTPase activity. Bases 513 to 2393 code for a protein of 626 amino acids.